AUGUGUUCGAGUACUCAAUUAAUACCAGCGUAAUUAAACUCGUGUUAUCAAGAUUUCAGAAUGAGGAUUAGGAGAUUGUCAGCUGUGUUUUGGACAACAUGCAUUAUUGCGUUCGUGUUUAUAUUGUAUGUGGUGACUGACUUGAGUUUUAAGUUGCCAAGCACUAAACCAGCAAUGCAAGAUUUGGAUACAAAAUGGUCUUCCUUUGAAAACAAGCUUCGGCACAUAGAGAAUGAACUAUACCAGCAUCAUGCAGUUGUUGGUGAGAUUAAAUCUGCUGUGGAUCAGAUUGUGGAAUCCCAAGAGUACCAUCCACCUCAAAAGAGACCCAAGGAGGUUGUUAUCAAGGAACCUCCUAGAGAAAUGAAGAAGAUUAAAGAGUAUAAAGCAGUUGGAGAUGAGCCACCAAAGAUGAGGAUUCCAUUCAACAUCUCCGCAUGUCCUGCAACGAAAAGAAGUUCGGCUAAAGUUGAUAUACAGGAGCACGCGACAAAGCCGGUGAGAGCUCAAAUUAUGCAUGACCAAAAACUUACAUCAACAGCCUAUAGAGGAGCAAUGGUCGAGUGCCCAUUGCUGAGCAAAGCCUCUUUUGACACGGAGAAGAUGCUGUCCAUGUAUGAGCGAAUCUUGUUCGAUGAUUUGGACGGUGGCGUGUGGAAGCAAGGCUGGGAAAUAGAUUAUGAAAAAAGCCAGUGGAACCAAAAGAAUAAGUUGAAAGUAUUUAUAGUUCCACACUCACACAAUGAUCCAGGUUGGAUAAAGACGUUUGAGAAUUACUACAAGGCGCAAACUCGCGCGAUAUUUACCAACAUGGUGGAGAAAUUGUCUGAAGGUAUCGGAAGAAAGUUUAUAUGGGCUGAGAUCAGCUUCUUAUCUUUGUGGUGGAACAGUGAUGCCACUGAUAAAGACAAGGCUAUAUUCACCAAUCUUCUAAAAUCCGGCAAGAUAGAAAUAGUGACAGGAGGAUGGGUUAUGAACGAUGAGGCCAACUCCCACUGGCUCGCUAUCAUAAAACAGCUGACUACGGGACAUCAAUGGCUAAUAGACAAUCUAGGCUAUAUACCGAAGAACGCAUGGGCCAUCGACCCAUUCGGAUACUCUAGUUCGCAGCCCUAUUUACUGAAACUAGCGGGAAUGGAGAACUCAGUUAUACAGAGGGUGCAUUAUAGAGUGAAGAAGGAAUUAGCGUCUAAUAAACAGUUGGAGUUCCAUUGGAGACAACUUUGGGACGGUAUUGGCAAGACGGAUAUGUUCACACACAUGAUGCCUUUCUAUUCUUACGACGUGCCUCACUCGUGUGGACCUGAUCCGGCGGUAUGCUGUCAGUUCGACUUCAAGAGGCUUCCUGGCAAUGGAAUCACUUGUCCCUGGGGGAAGGCGCCGCGGAAGGUCACUGAGAAGAAUGUAGAAGAGAGUAUCAGAACUAUGAGAUACUCAUCGAUUUCAUUAAUAAUAACGAUGCUUGGAACGCUGAGGUGCAAUUCGGAACUCUCGAAGAUUAUUUCAAAGCGGUCCACGCCGAGGUGAAGGCUAACGAUUUCCCUGUACUUUCGGGAGAUUUCUUCACGUAUGCGGAUAGGAACCAACAUUACUGGAGUGGAUACUACACGUCUAGGCCUUUCUAUAAGAAUAUGGAUCGAGUUUUGCUGGCUUAUGUCAGGGCAGCUGAAAUAAUAUCAUCACAAGCCACGUCAUCAGGCGCGGUGUCACAGAUGAUGUCUCUACAACUCCGCGACCGAGUGGAGCAGGCACGUCGCGCUCUGUCACUGUUCCAACACCAUGAUGGCGUCACGGGCACCUCCAGAGACGAAGUACGGGAAGACUAUGCUAAGAAAAUGUUAUCAGCAAUAAAAUACUCGCAGUCAGCGAUACAACAAGCUGCCUACUACCUCUUAAACCAGCCGCUAAUAGUGGACCAAGCACAAGACGACAUAUACUUCGACGUGGACGACAUCUGGCGGGUACAUGAUGAGAUACCGUCGCGUAUCACUAUAGCCUUGGAUGUGGUAUCUCCUUCCAGAAGAAUUGUACUAUACAAUGCUCUCGCAUUCAAGAGACACGAGAUCUUUACUGUUCUUGUGUCUUCACCGCAUGUUGAGGUGUUCGACCCUGAAGGCAACCCAAUGAUGGCUCAGAUAUCCCCAGUAGUGGCUGGGGAUAAGAGACUAGCGUUUGCCGCCAACAAGUACCAACUCUCCUUCCCGGUCACUCUGGACCCGCUCGCACUCACCGUGUACACUGUAUCACUUAGAGACAGCACUCGACUUAACAAAUACACGUCAUACUCCCACGUGCGUGUAUACAACGCGGACUACUGGACGGUGGACCUUCCCAAGAUGUUCCCUAUAGAACAGCCGGCCGCCCGACUGAUGGAAGACAUCACGGUGCAGGCGGGGAACAGUACUCGAGUCGUCGCCACUAUGGACGGACUAAUAAAGGCUAUUGUCUCACCUCAGGGUGCUACCAUGCCUGUUCAUAUGGAUUUUUCACAAUACGACAGUCAACGCGGUAAAGACAACAACAGUGGCGCGUACCUGUUCAUACCCACCGGGCCCGCCACUGACUACAAGGCGUCCGCCUUCCCUGAGAUAGUGGUCACUGAAGGUAUCUACAAGGCAACCAUGUACGCUGCACUCAACUCGCCUAAAGCUGCUGAUAUUGUCCUAGCAGUAUCAGUAUACAACAACCCGUCCUUGCCUCACAGCGAGGUAGAGAUCUGCAACACGUUCCUGAUAGACCCGCAGGUCGAUGACCUCGAGAUCGCACUCCGGCUGCGGACCGCCGUCAAGAACGGAGACGUCUUCUAUACUGAUCUUAAUGGGAUGCAGAUGAUAAAACGUCGGUACUUCGAGAAGCUGCCCCUCCAGGCGAACUUCUACCCUCUGUCGGCCGCCACGUACAUAGAGGACGGCAAGAACAGGCUCACUGUACUCACGUCUACACCGCUUGGUAUGGCCGCGCUUCAACCGGGGCAGAUUGAGAUAAUGCAAGACAGAAGACUGAGUCGGGACGACAACCGAGGACUGGUACAGGGCGUGCUCGACAAUGUCAGGACGAGGCAUACGUUCAAGAUUAUUGUCGAAGACGCCAAGAAGUAUUGCAGUUCGGAGCCCCGGCAACCUGUUAAGUCUUCCGCGGCUCCGUAUCAGCAUCAGCCCUGUUGGGCCCCAUCCGUGGUGAGGCGCGCGCGGAACGCUCGGCGCCGUAGCUCGGGCCUGGUUCUGGUCGCGGCGAGUCACCCGUGCUCGCCGCCGCAGGCCCGCGUUUACGGUGGCCAGAUAUCGUCUCGAGAUCCCCGACGCCCGGAGUGUCUCGAGCAAACAACGGACCUACCGUCAGGUCAGCUUACACUGGGCGCGCACGUGUCGCAGCAGUUCUUGCUUCAGCCAAUCAUCGCCAUGCACUACACGGCCAAGAAAGAUGGACCUCGCAUCGCGUACUCUCGCGUCACUGUCAAUGAUGCAGACAUUGUACUCGCCUCCUACCACUCACAUGUCACUGCUAAGAACAAAGAUGGCAGCGUGCUCCACGGCAUGGGCAUGACGUUGCAGCGCGUGCUACUGGACACGUGCUACGGCAGCCCCGACAUACACAAACAUUACCGCGCCGGGGACGGACAGGUGUCAAUAUCGGACUUGAUAGACGGCCCCGCAGACAAAGUAUACGACAGCUCUCUAACGUACGUCACGGUACGGAACCCGCUACCCAGCGGAGUGCUGACCCUCUGUCCAAUGGAAAUCAGGUCCGUGUUCAUCAACCAAACACUUAAAAAGUACUAGAAAACUAUCAUUUUAGGGCAUAACCUUGAAAUAUUCAGACUACACGACAAGCUAUGGUUAACCAGUAUAAACUGACCGUUGUAUACGAGGAGAGUUCAUUGAAAGCGAGAUCAUUGAUAAACUGGUUUUCCAUAACUUAAAAUGUAGCCGUGAACGAAAAUUACGCAAUUUUUGAGUGUGUAACUAUCUACAGACAAACGAACUUGAAUUGUAUUUACAUAGACAUGCUUUUACAUCAAUGUAUUCAUUGUACUGUGCAAAAUGGUAAAUCUUUUUUGCUUUUGAAUAAUAGACUCUAUUUUCAUUGGUUUUGAGCACAAUGUUGUAUGUACUGUAAUCUUGGAUCGUUGUUUGUUUUAUUAGUUGAUUUUGAACUUUAAUACCGUGGAAAUGAAGUGGUUUUUGGUCUGCAAUAUUUAAUGGAGUUUUUAUAAUUGACAGUAAUUGUUUUAAGUUGUAUAUUUCGUUAGCAUGAAUGAUUGGAAAAGGUUAUAGCUAAAGAGUGCACAUGUAUGUGUGGGGACGUAGCUAGGAAUUAAAAAAAAAGUUUAAAAAUAUUUAAAAAAUUUUAGGGUCUGUUGAACUACUGCCAAAUGAGUUUCUAUUCGCUAACUGACAUAUGAAAUAGUCAGUUCUCUAUCAAAUUGCUUUAUAAGAUUUUGAACC
Molecule: messenger RNA, 4445 nt
Organism: Spodoptera littoralis (African cotton leafworm)
Lineage: Eukaryota; Metazoa; Arthropoda; Insecta; Lepidoptera; Noctuidae
Source: the annotation of a GenBank genome assembly